AUUAUUUUUGCCAAAAUUGAGAGACCAAAACCCAGGUGAAGGUCCUUUCUUUCUUUCCUUCUCUGUGUGCUGGGCACAUCAAACAAACCUUCAAGAGCGUGAACGAUUUUUGGAUUCCUUUUGAAGUCUCAGUCUGCGUCAAAACUCAAUUCAUUCAUCGCUUCUCCGAUCUCCACCUUCUGAUCAAUUCUCCCCUGAUUUUUUGGUCAAACCCAAAAUUAAUUUUUAAUGCAACUAAUAAUUCACAUCAACGAUUGGCCCGUCGCAUGAUCACACUUCCUUUCAUCGCUUUUCGCUUCUGGGUUUUCUGCUUCUUCUCGUGGGUCGGUGUUUUUUGAAAUAAAAAAAAAAUUGAUUUUUUUUCGUCAACUUUUUUGUGUGGUUGGGUUGAAGUGAUGCUGGACUUCAGGGAAGGUUCCAGUGUGAAGGGGCUACUUUUCGGGUUCUGGGGUUUGAGAUUUUGGGGUUAAUUUUGUGGUGUUCGAGAUGCAAGCCAAUAUUGAGUUCGAGGAAGGAGAGGCUUUCUUCUGUUAUAAGGAUGAUGAUGACGACGACAACACUGACCUUGAUUCUCUCUCUUACAUUGAUGAGAGGAUUCAGCAUGCUCUGGGUCAUUUUCGAAAGGAAUUUGAAGGAGGUGUUUCUGCUGGCCGUUUGGGUGCAAAAUUUGGUGACUAUGGCUCCUUUUUACCUACCUGUGAACACUCUCCUCCUUUGCGAUCUUGUUCAAAGACUCCACAAAAGCACAAUAGUUCACCAAAAUCUCCUAGCAAUCUCCACAUGGCGGCUGCAUUUCGUAACUCAAAAGCACUUCCAAAUAUGCCUUUUUCUAUGAGGGUUGGAACUGCUUCCUAUGAAGCUCCACCAUUUCGUAAUAUAAGAGUACCUUCAGCAGAUUACUCAGUAAAGAACACAGAUAUUUCCUCCAAUGAAGUAAUAGAGAAGUUCACUUUGAAAGACUGUGCAAAUAAGUCAGAAAUUUUGACUGACCAAAGAACACUGAAGUUGCGAAUCAAAGUGAAAUCAGAUAUCUUGGCAAAAAAGAAUGCAGCAAUUUAUAGUGGUCUUGGACUCGAUGACUCUCCAUCUCCAUCAAUGGAGAACAGCCAUGAGGAAAGUGAAGAUAUGCCACAUGUAUCUCAAGAAACCCCUGAAGAAUCUCCAACCAGCAUUGUUCAGGUUAUGACUUCUUUCACUAUCCCUGGAGGUGUGCUAAUAUCACCUCUACAUGACAGUCUCCUGUACUUGAUAAGAAAGGAAAAAGCUCUUGGAAACAUCAAACCCAUGUCUUCUCUUAAUGGUAAUUCCGUGUCUAUUAAUGAAUCAGAUUCUUUUGUGGGGGAUGGACAUUUGUUGAAGAAAAGGAAAGUGACAGUGGUGGACCAAAGUCACAAGCAGCAUAUGAAUGGUAACUGUUCUGAGAAUGAUAUGACAUUGCAUACGAAGAAAAAAUUAGGAAAUAGAACUCCGGAUCGUAAGGACUUUCUAUCUAAUGACCUGAGAUGCACUCCACUGUCAAGCUCAAUUUGUGAUGCUGGUGAAACAGCUGAAGUCACUGUUAAGGGUUUUGAAGUAUCCAAGGAGGUUGAUGGUGUGAAAUGUAGAAUGGUUUCCACUGAAGCAGUGAAGGAGGAUUCACUAGAGUCAAUAUCUGGUCAGGAUUUUGACAAGAUUGAGAAGCAAAAUACAGGGAGUGGCUUUAUGAAAAAUGUUUUAGAGCAUAAAAUGAUAAUUUCUCAGAAUAAUAAUUCUACUAAUCCUAAGACUAAUAGCAAGUGUAACACAUUUGCAAUUUCAAAAAGGAUCAAGUGUGAUGCAUUGAAAUGUAAGGUGGAUCAAGAUACUCAAAAGUGUGAAACUAAUCAGGAAGGAAAGGUGAAAUCUGAAAGCAAGAAUGAGUCAAAAGGUGAAAGGAGUCCUGGAAAUGUUAUGACUCUUGCUGAAAAAGAUAGCAUUGGUACUAGUAAUAAUGCAAUGGUAAAUGAUAGAAAGAGAACAAGCAUUGAUGUUACUUCUUUGAAAAGUAAAAUGCAUAAAAUAAAGUCACUGAAGGUUAAUAAGGUCAGAGAUUGUGACAGAGAUUCAUUGAAAGGAAAAAAAUCACAACAGAAAGUUGAUAGAAUAAAUCCAACUGAUGGGCCUACUCUUAAUAAGGCCACAGUAAAUUCUAGCCUUGAUCACGUUGAUAAGAGUGCAUAUAGGGUUAAAGGAAAUGAAAGACCAAGUGGCAAUAAAGUUGUUAACCAGUUGUCAGCUGGGCCAUGUGUAAAAGAUGCACCAGGUGCAUUUCCUAUUGCUGAAAAUAAACCAACUUCUGAAAUGGUUCUGUCAUCAGAAGCAGCAACACCUCAAGUUAUCGAAGAAGAUUGGGUAUGCUGUGACAGUUGCCAGAAAUGGCGGCUUCUACCUAUGGGUUUAAAGCCUGAGCAGCUUCCAGAGAAAUGGUUGUGUAGCAUGCUAUAUUGGCUGCCUGGAAUGAAUCGGUGUAACAUCAGCGAGGAGGAGACAACAAAAGCACUUUAUGCUUUGUAUCAAAUGCCAAUUUCUGAGGGUCAAAAUAACAUGCAAAGCCAUGCCGCUGGACCUGAAACUGGAGUGGGAUCUGUUGAUGCUCUGCAACUUGGCCUGAAUCGCAAAAAGUCCAGUUCUGAUGUAAUGCUUGAUCGAGGAAAGAAGAAACAUGGUAUUAAUGAAAAGACAAGGUCAGGAGUCAAUAAUGACAUGCAUCGGUUGUCAAAUAAUGCUCAAGAGUCUGUUAAAAAUAGAAGCUUGAAUGAGAUGAAUAAGCAGUCUACAGACUCAAACCGUAUAAAGAAAUCUAUUUCUAAACAUUCAAGCAGGUUGAACAAUUUGAUAGAAGAAAAAAACACACCUAAGGUGAAAGAAAAGCAAAUGAAUGGAGGUGACAGAAAUCAUGUUAGAUUGAAACGUAAGAUGGAGGAUAAUCAACAUGGAUCUGGAACUCCUAAGAAAUCUAAGGCUGAAGAUGUUUGCUAUGCUGAUAAACCACUGAAUCCUGGCAUGGAAUUUAAAAAGGUGGGUCUAAUCUCAAGAAAUAGUUUACCAACAAAGGCUAGUGGGAGAAAUAUGAGGAAAUAUGAUGAUUAUUGUUGGUCUGAUGAUCUAGUGGACAAGUUGGUAGUUCCAGUGAAGAAAGGAGACCGGGCACAGUUUUCAUCAGAUGAUGGUUCAUUGGAUGCUACAAACACCAGAAAAAGUGGUUCAAUUAAGAAAAGGAAAAUGGCCGAUUGGCUGGAUAAUGAGAAACAUAACAAAACAUUGUCCUUGGAAGGCAAUAUGCAAUGUGGUAAAGAAGGGAAUGCAAAUAAGAAGGAGAAGAAGUAUAUAGUUUUGAAUACGGAGGCAAAAUCAGUAACUGAAAGGGAUGAUAAAUUGAUUAGAGAAAGUGGGAUGAAGCGAGUUUUCUCUUCAGACAGCAGGGACGAAAUGGCUAUUGGGACAGAGGUGAAAAGUGUUAAUAAGGUCCAGCAGCCAAGAAAGCACAACAAAAUUGUUGCUUCUUACCAAGCUUUGGAUUGUUUUGAUCCAUUGAGUAAGGAUUUAGGCUCUGGACAGCUUUCAUUGGCAGCAACUUCAAGCUCUUCUAAGGUUUCAGGGUCUCAUAAAGCUAGAACUAACGUUGAAGAUGUCAGAGGCUCACCUUUAGAAUCUGUUACCUCAUCACCUUUGUGGACCUCCAACAUGGACAAGCAUAUUUUGGAAUCAGGGGACACAUCAGAAAAACAUGAUACUAGAAAAGGUGGUCUUUCAAAAAGUUUGAAUAAUAGGGAGGGGAAGUUAUCAGUAAAAAUGAAGGAGAGAAUUUCAUAUGACAUUCAUCCUGCACAUGGUAAUUAUGGAAGCAGUUCGCAUCAUGAGGAGAAAGUGAACAAGAGUAAUAAGGAAGAUGCACUUUCUUGGCAGAAAUCUGGUAGGGUUACAUCAUUACGGGUUAAGGAAAAGGACAGAAUUUCUGGUUCUGAGGUUAGUAGGGAGAAGAUGAAGGUUUCAGCUUCAGAUAAUGAUUUUCACAAAAAUGGUGUGAGUUAUGAGUCAGCAGUUGAUCCAAAUCGUCAUGCUUCUGAUACUGAGACAAGAAAUGAUGUUAAGAACAGUUCUCUGAAGUCUAAUCACAAGAUUGACAACCCUAGUAAGAAAAAUUCUUCAAGGCAUUGGUCAAAUGAAGCUGGAAAACAAACUGUGCUAAAACAAAAAGAUUUUGGGAAUUCAGUUCUGAAAGUGGAUGCUACAUGUAGUACUAAUAGAAAGAUUAUCUCCCAGCAGAACCUGAUUCAGGACUUUGAGAAAGAAAACAAAGCUAAUCAAGUAUGCACUGGAUCAAGAGAUGGGAAAGCCAAAGUGAUCACAUCUUCCGAGGAUAAAGUGAAAAGGGAAACAUUAUAUGUGGGUUCUAGAACUGCACCUGAGUCGCAAAGGGGAGAUAUGUCUGAUGGGCACCCAUUCCAUGCAUCUGGCAAUGAUGUUCCCAAGUUUGUGAGAAAUCCAGUUGAUGUUAGUUGCAAGGUUGGAUUUAAUUGCAGUUCAGAAAGUUUCAUACCUGAUGGACAACUCAGUGAGUCAGGUCCUGUGACAACAAAUUCUAGCAAAACUGCCACUAGCAUUCUGGAAGAAGCCACAAAGCUAAAAGAUUCUGCAGAUCAUUAUAAGAAUUCUGGGUUUGAGUUUGAAAGUAAUGAGACUUAUUUUAAAUCUGCCUUGAAGUUUCUGCAUGGAGCAUCACUUCUAGAAAGUUCUCAUGGUGAGAGUAGCAAGCAUGGAGAGGCGAGUCAAAUGCAAAUAUAUGCCACUACAGCUAAACUUUUUGAAUCCUGCGCCCAUAAAUAUGAAAAACGCCAAGAAAUGGCUGCAGCUGCUUUGGCAUAUAAAUGCUUGGAGGUGGUAUACAUGAGACUGGUUUACUGUAAACAUUCUAGCAUAAACAGGGAUCGGCAUGAGUUGCAAUCAACUCUACAAAUGGUUUCUCAAGGUGAAUCUCCUUCGUCUUCUGCAUCUGAUAUUGAUAAUUUAAAUAACCUGGCGGUAGCGGACAAGGCUACUUUGACAAGGGGUUCUAAUACUCAUGUUCCUAGCAAUCAAGUCAUAUCUGCUCGGAAUCGCCCAAAUAUUGUCAGGCUUCUUGAUUUUACUCAAGACAUAAAUCUUGCAAUGGAGGCUUCUAGAAAAUGCAAGACCACUUACAUGGCUGCUAGUUUGAACAUGGAAGAUUCAUGGAAUAGGGAUUGCAUAACUUCUAUUAGGAAGGUUGUUGAUUUCAGCUUCCAAGAUGUAGAUGAGCUUGUACAUUUGGUUUUGACUGCAACAAAAGCAAUUACUUGUGCUGGUCUUGGUGGUGUUAGAGAUUAACUUAGUACUGUAUAUAAUAUAAUGUUUUUUUGGGUUUCUCUUCUCUACUGAGAAGGUGUCCUGAAAGGAAGUGGCUUAAGGGUAUCUACCUAUGCUGACACCUGGAAACCUGCAAAGAGGGCAGGUCACCCACAAUAUGUUAUACCCUUAUGUACAUGUGUACAAAAUGAGAUUAUUAGCAAAUUUUGGAAUGUAUUUUUAAUUGCUCAGGUUCUUAUUUGUGAAUAGGAGCACAAUUCUCUCACCCUUAAAUUUAUGGGUUAGAUUGUUAGAAAGAGGGAAGUGAUUCCUUCUUGUUAAUUAACUGAGGAUGGAUAUCAUGUAAUUGUUCAGUGCUACAUUCUUUGCUCCACUGAUUUGGAGCCCCAGAAAAAAAGAAAAUAAAAUCUGGAAAUGUUAGGCAACCA
Molecule: messenger RNA, 5771 nt
Organism: Glycine soja
Lineage: Eukaryota; Viridiplantae; Streptophyta; Magnoliopsida; Fabales; Fabaceae
Exons: 11
Coding region: 487-5364 (1625 amino acids)
Molecular function (GO): zinc ion binding
Source: RefSeq, a predicted model, not a curated record